Messenger RNA from Lucilia cuprina (Australian sheep blowfly), 909 nucleotides. RefSeq names its product mediator of RNA polymerase II transcription subunit 20 (gene MED20). The transcript has a single exon. Gene Ontology annotation, biological process: regulation of transcription by RNA polymerase II. NCBI's taxonomy places the organism in Eukaryota, Metazoa, Arthropoda, Insecta, Diptera, Calliphoridae. The coding region runs from base 126 to 851 and encodes 241 amino acids. Gene Ontology annotation, molecular function: transcription coactivator activity. Gene Ontology annotation, cellular component: mediator complex. The record is from RefSeq and is a predicted model, not a curated record.
UUACAGCUGUUUUUUGCAUUUGUUUACAAGACAUUUCUCCUAAAAUUUUUGUUAUUUCUUAAACUAUUUAAUUUUAAUCGGCAUAUUGCAGAAUCUUAUUAUUAUUCGUUAGUAAAACAACAAAAAUGGGAGUUACAGUUUUAUAUCCCUAUCAAAUAUCUGAAGGAAAAACUGGUGCCCAGGCCAUAGAUCAUCUCUCGAAAAGACUGUUGGCAUUGGGAGCUGUACACACCGGUCAAUUUCUAGUGGAUUGCGAAACAUACAUAUCGGCCCCACAACAUGGUCCCUCCAAAGCGGUGCAUGUUCUGCACGAUUCAGAAUAUCCAGUAACAACAUUUUCCAUACUAGACACUGGUACGGGAAAACAAAUUCCGUUGGUGGCCGAUAAUCUUUUCGAUUUGCUAAUGCUUAAAAUGACUUCGGUGUAUACGUCAAAGAAACAAACGAAAAUUGAAUCAAAAGGUGCCCGUUUUGAGUAUGGAGAUUUUCUUAUUAAAUUGGGUUCAGUUACAAUGAUGGAAAAUUUCAAGGGUAUAUUAAUUGAAAUCGAAUAUCGUCCUUGUGUGGUUCUAUUCUAUUGUUGGGAAAUGAUACGUGAGGUCUUGCAAAGUUUUCUGGGAGUAACAGUACCCAAAGAAUAUCCUUCUUACUUUACACCCCAGCCUGUGGUCAAUGCCAUGGGUCAACAGCAAAUUCAUCCUAAACAUAAUGAUAUUUAUGAGCCCAUCGAUACUAUCAAUCAAUAUCUAGAACAUUUUACCAACUAUCGCAAACAGAAUGUUAUGCCGCAAUCACAGGUGACAAAUCAACAGGCAAAUAUGCCGCUUAAUACUGGCAUGAGAGUGGGUUAAAUAGCUUUUACUUAAUGUUUAUACUUAGUGCUAAUAAAUUAAGUUAUUUAAAUAAAAA